This is a messenger RNA of Aplysia californica (California sea hare), 1031 nucleotides long. Its product is annotated as lectin ADEL-like. The record is from RefSeq and is a predicted model, not a curated record. The transcript is spliced from 5 exons. Bases 126 to 1031 code for a protein of 301 amino acids. Lineage: Eukaryota; Metazoa; Mollusca; Gastropoda; Aplysiida; Aplysiidae.
UUCUCUUAGACGAUGAGGAAGAAGGCGAUGAAGGCGAUAAAGGCAACUGCAGAACUUUAAAACUUGAAAGCAAAAACAAAGAGAAAGACCAGAAAUCUCUCUCCAAGGCCAAGAAAAUCAAGUCAAUGAAGAUAACUAAAGAACUGUCUGAGGGCAAGUGCAAGAAGAAUAAAUCCUUUGGCUAUAAAGGAAAGAAGGCCUGGGUGAAGAACGACUGCCGUGCAGUAUUCAAAGUUUGCUACAAGCCAAAAGGCGAAGAAGACGAUGAUGAGGAAGAGGGCGAUGAUGGCGAGAAAGGCAACUGCAGAACUUUAAAACUUGAAAGCAAAAACAAAGAAAAAGACGAGAAAUCUCUUUCCAAGGCCAAGAAAAUCAAGUCAAUGAAGAUAACGAAAGAACUAUCAGGGGGCAAGUGCAAGAAGAAUAAAUCCUUUGGCUAUAAAGGAAAGAAGGCCUGGGUGAAGAACAACUGCCGUGCAGUUUUCAAAGUUUGCUACAAGCCAAAAGGCGGCAAAGGCGACGAAGACGAUGAUGAGGAAGAAGGCGAUGAAGGCGAUAAAGGCAACUGCAGAACUUUAAAACUUGAAAGCAAAAACAAAGAGAAAGACCAGAAAUCUCUCUCCAAGGCCAAGAAAAUCAAGUCAAUGAAGAUAACUAAAGAACUGUCUGAGGGCAAGUGCAAGAAGAAUAAAUCCUUUGGCUAUAAAGGAAAGAAGGCCUGGGUGAAGAACGACUGCCGUGCAGUAUUCAAAGUUUGCUACAAGCCAAAAGGCGAAGAAGACGAUGAUGAGGAAGAGGGCGAUGAUGGCGAGAAAGGCAACUGCAGAACUUUAAAACUUGAAAGCAAAAACAAAGAAAAAGACGAGAAAUCUCUUUCCAAGGCCAAGAAAAUCAAGUCAAUGAAGAUAACGAAAGAACUAUCAGGGGGCAAGUGCAAGAAGAAUAAAUCAUUUGGCUAUAAAGGAAAGAAGGCCUGGACGAUGAUGAGGAAGAAGGCGAUGAAGGCGAUAAAGGCAACUGCAGAACUUUAA